This is a messenger RNA of Malassezia globosa CBS 7966, 954 nucleotides long. RefSeq lists its product as uncharacterized. The record is from RefSeq and is a predicted model, not a curated record. NCBI's taxonomy places the organism in Eukaryota, Fungi, Basidiomycota, Malasseziomycetes, Malasseziales, Malasseziaceae. Bases 1 to 954 code for a protein of 317 amino acids. Gene Ontology annotation, biological process: retrograde vesicle-mediated transport, Golgi to endoplasmic reticulum. Gene Ontology annotation, cellular component: membrane; Golgi apparatus. The transcript has a single exon.
AUGCUAAGACAGUUUCUCUUUUACGUGACGGUUGUGCCUCUGAGUGCACCGUAUCUUGAACAACAAUGGGGCACGAAGGAGCUUCUCUUGUUCUCAACCAUUGUCACUAUUGUGACGAAUAUUAUAACAUGGAUUCUUGCGUUGCUCAUUUCCACUGUCCAAAUGGCCGUGGGAAUAUCGUCAGGGAAACUUAGUAUGCUUCACUCCCAUUUUGAUGGAAUGCACAUUAUCUUGACUGGUUUCCUUGUAGCAUAUGCGCAGCUCAUGCAAGAUCAAAGUGUUUUUUGGGUGUACUCGUACCGAAUUCGAGACCUUCUGAUGUUACUGAUCGGUCUUACGAACAUUCCCAUAUUAUUGGGCAUUGUUGCGCCCUUUCUCCAAGUCCAAGUAGCUUGGAUCGUCGCCUGGGUAUACUUGCGUUUUUAUCAGUAUGGCGCAGCGGGACAGCGUGGUGAUGCAAGCGAAUCAUUUGCCUUUGUUGAGUAUUUCCCUUCAUUUAUUCGGCCAUUUUUGUCGCCGGUGAUGCAUUCUGUCCAUCGUAUCGUAUCAGCAUGGGGCCUUCUGCCAUCAGCUGCCAGGUACACGGAUCUGGAGCUUAGUAUUGCAAACGUGCCUCUGGUGGAUGCACGAACGGAGGCAGAGCGUCGCCGAACUAUGGCCUUGUCUGCCCUAGAUUCGCGCUCGUCAUCUGACAAAGCACAAAUGCAAGCAGAUUCAGACUUAGCGUCCAGACGGCCUGCCAAAGGCGUAGUGCCGGGCACAGACCGAGAUGCAGGCCACAAAUUGUGGCUAGGCUCUGAUAAUGAAGCCGCUCCUAUCUCAGGGUUUUCUGCUGCGUCCACUCCGAUACCAAGACCAAUGCCUAGCAUGACCUCUACAGCUCCUGGUCCUGCAUCUCGUAUAGCGGCACCUUCUAUGGCUGGUGCGGAUCUUUCACCAUCGUCUGCUACAUAG